AGAGGGCCUCCUGCUCACGCUCACGCCCCUCUAACCGACCUAUCCAAACAUGCCCCUCCUCAGUCAGACUCCAUUUCCCACAAUGCCACUGCGCUCGUCCUUGUCAAAUCUCACUGUGGUCAAGCUAACGUUAACUAACUGCCUCGGUCGCUCAGAGCAGCAGCCACGGCAGAAAUAACAGCAUGGGCGACGCUCGUCACUUCAAGUCCCUGCAGAGCUAAUUAAUAUGUGAGUGUGUGGAAGACAGUGCCUUCAACACCUGGGGACAUUUUUACUUAGACGCAAGGUGACUAUUAAAAAACCCACAAGGCUGUCGACGAGAGUAACAUUAACAUGAAGCAGCAGGCUAACAGCUAGCUAACGUUACUUGACCUGCUGUUUGGCUAACUUGGAAACAGUUUCCCAACAACCUGCUAGCGACUCGAAAUAACGCAGCAAUUGAAGGAUAUCAAAAACAGAAGUCUUCGUGCUGGUGUCAAAUUUAUAAGCGCUCAGCUCCUGGUGUUGCUGCUCCCCUCUGCCGGUGCUUGAAUUCAUGAGCACGCUCAGUGACGGCCGCGUAUAGUCCUCGGGGAUGGGGAGAGGAGUACAGGAACGGACAUCACACACGCAAGGAGAGGUGCUGACGCUGGCUUCCUCCAGUCAGUCAGAAGUGCGCUAUGGGGGCCCGAAGCUCACGCGCUCUGUCCUCAACUCGCUCUUCUCUGGGGCUUUAGCAGGCGCUGUGGCCAAGACAGCUGUCGCCCCUCUGGACAGGACUAAAAUCAUUUUCCAAGUGUCUUCAGCAAGAUUCUCUGCUAAGGAGGCCUACAGAUUGAUCUACCGGACCUACCUGAAGGAUGGCCUCCUCAGUCUGUGGAGGGGGAACUCUGCCACCAUGGUGCGAGUCAUCCCGUAUGCCGCCAUCCAGUUCUGUGCACACGAGCAGUACAAGGGGCUGUUGGGAGGCUACUACGGCUUUCAGGGGAAAGCCCUUCCUCUAAUUCCCAGAUUUCUUGCCGGGUCUAUGGCUGGUUUGACAGCAGCCAUGCUGACCUAUCCUCUGGACAUGGUGCGAGCUAGGAUGGCUGUAACACCAAAGGAAAUGUACAGUAACAUCCUGCACGUGUUUAUGCGAAUAACCCGAGAAGAGGGCCCGAAGACAUUGUAUCGAGGCUUCACUCCCACCAUGCUGGGUGUUAUUCCCUACGCUGGUCUCAGCUUUUUUACCUAUGACACAUUGAAGAAAAUACAUGCAGAGCACAGCGGGCGCUCACAGCCCUACACACAUGAACGUCUAGCAUUUGGAGCCUGUGCUGGCCUUAUUGGCCAGUCGGCAUCUUACCCUCUGGAUGUGGUGCGACGCCGCAUGCAGACUGCGGGAGUCACAGGUCACACGUACGGCACCAUCCUGGGCACCAUGAGGGAGAUUGUGUCUGAAGAAGGGAUCGUCCGUGGACUCUACAAAGGUCUCAGUAUGAACUGGGUGAAAGGGCCCAUGGCGGUGGGCAUCAGCUUCACCACCUUUGACCUUACUCAGAUCCUCCUGAGGAAGCUGGAGCAAAUGGGCUAUACGGCACGAUAAUAAUGAUAGAGGUAGAGGAAAAUGGGGGGUAACAGGAAGAGAAGCUCCCCAUACAUACACCCUGUGAAGAGAAAAGAAGUGAGAGAGUGACGAGUUUGUUUCGCUGCAUAAAAGCGAAACACACACUCGCUCAGGAUGCGUGAUAUUAAUGUAUUCUCUCGCUUUAUCUGUGUGCAGCGGGGAAUGCACAGUCCCUACAGGCAUGAGGUAUGUUGGACGGUACAGAGUACCUGUACACACUGUUGUCCUGUACAGCUAAGUGCAAUAUGCUCAGUGAUUUUAUGUGUGUUUGUGUGUACACAUAAAUUAUAACGCUCCUGCCGUCGUGGACCAGGCCUGCGAGUGUAUUUGCCAGUCUAAGAGCUUCACACACACACACACACACACUGAAGCCUCCCAACUGCCUUGUGUGUCUGCUUAAAACUGACACCUUCCAAUGCAAUGCAGGUUGCCACUCAUUUAUUAACUUUUUAAGAUGCAUUUGAUUUAAUAACAGUAAAAUUUGCCCCCUUGAGAUUGGUUUUAUUGUGAGUGCGUUUGUUUUAAGGAAUUAUACCAAAGGUUACGAUAUGAGUUAAUCGUAGAUGAUAUGAUGUUAGUGGUGUUUGUAUAUUUAAGCACAAAAGUUUUCAGAGUACAACUACAUGGCAAAAAUCUUGCCUAGCAGAGAGGUAACAGCAUUGUUACUGCCAUCAUAUGGUCAGUUUUUCUUUGAGUUGAAUAUAUUGAAAUCACUAUAAGUCCAGUUUCUGAGUGGAGCACUCCAAGACUGACUUUUAUUUGUACAGUAGAUAAUUGAGCUGGAUCUUAUGCCAGUGCCAACAGAUGUGAAAUACAAAGAGUGCCCAUAUGAUUUAAUUUGUUUUCACUGUGAUCAUGUCAUGUUUUUUUUUUUUUUGUUUUUUAAUUUUGUCAAUUGUGAUAGAGAGUUUUGUUAUUUGUAUUAUUAAUACAGAUGAUUAGACAGAUUUCAGCGCUAGUUGGGAAUGCUAGCUGAAAGUAACUGACAUUUAGUCGCAUGUAACGCACAUCAAGCAAUUUAACAGGUCAUUUUCCAAAUGUGAAAUCAUAUACACUGAAUUAACAGUUUAGUAGCAACUAAUGUUGUUUUAAAUUUGAAACAAUACUAGUGUAAAAAAACAAUCCUCGAUACAUCUUCUGACGCCACUGCUAAAAGGAGAAAUAAAACUAGGAACACAAAAUAUUAUAUUUUUUUCUUUUUUAAAAUAACAACCAUCACACUGCUGGUACAGCCUGAUCUCAGAAUUGCAUGAAAUGGGCACGAAGCCUUAACAACGCAUUAUAUGGUGAUGGGCGCACAAUAUGUUAAAGUCACAUGCUGGUAACACAAAAACGAUGCCAAUGCAAAGUCAGUUAAGAAUUUUUGUCAUGGUGGACACAUGGAUUCAGUAUCGAGCGAGAAAGUCUGUGUAGGGCAGGCCCACGGGAAGUGUGUCUGGCUUUGAAGCCAGUUUUUGUAGUGGCCAAACAGUGGAAUUACAACUCCAGAGUCUGCACACGAUGCAGUUGGCCACUAAGACUUUCCCACAUACUAACAUUGGGAAAGAGACGUCUAUUUAUCAGUGGAUACAUUUUUUGUAGCGUCACAACCCUCGUGAAAUGACUCCUUUCAACGUCAGGAUUUAAUCCAUUCAGUCAGAUAACAUUUGGCAAGUCUAGCAGAGCUGUUUGAUUAAUUCAUUUUAUUUGCAUUCCAGUUAGCGGUGCACUAAAUCAGAAGCGACUGGUUCAGCCAGCAGAAGUCUGGUGCGCUUGGUUUAUGGGCCCAGUGAUGCAUACGUGCCGAUCAUUCAGGUGAUUUCAUACCACGGGAAUAGGGCUUUUUGGCUUCAUGCGCCACUGAGCAACUUUCAUAUCUCUUAAUACAUGCAUAGCAAAGGGCAGGUAGGAGCAGUGGUGGAUCGGUCAAACAAACAUGGACUUUCAACCAGGAGACUGCUGUUUGUGUCCAGUUUGAAACCAAAAGUCAGAGUAGUGACUGGAAUUUACAGAUUUAACAGAACUACACAAAGUACUUUAUAUUGGUACUUUACACAGAUACUGCUUUAUGUAACUAUUCAAAGUACAUAACUUGACAUCACCUACGCCCUGUACAAAGUUAUUUCAGCCAAAACCUUGAUCUUUUCCGUAACCAAGUAUUCCUUUGGUUCUCUAAACCUAACCAAGCUUUUUCCUUUCCCUCAACCUAAUCAAACUUCAGCUGCUUUUUUGCAUUGGCAUUGUUUUCAUGUUGCCAGCACACAACUUUACCACAUUUGGUGCCCACCACCACGUUCAGUUUAGUUUAUUAGUUUAUUUACAGUAACAGGGACCAUGCAUAAUACAGCUGUCAAGCCAGAGUUAGCUAUAUAGCUAAUUACCAUCUUCAGUUCCUGGACAGAAAAAUAUUAAAAGACAAUACAGAUAAAGAUUAAAAGUUUGCAAAUUUAUAAACAGUACAUCACAUAUAAAAUGUAUAUAUGUUAUAUAGUCUUGGAAAACAGUUUAUUCCAUUCACAGGUUCAGAUCAGUGAUCACAUGAUUGAUUUGUCUUGAACCGUGGUUUGAAUGUCGUUUUAAAAAUACUCAAACUUGCCCAUUCUCUGAUUUAGAUGGGAAUUAAGUUCCAUUUAUCUGCUGCACUAACUAAAAAUGCUAAAUGUCUGAAAGCAGUUUUCCUAAAUUUAGCCGAGCAGUCCCCUCUGGCUGAUGCUCUGAUGUCCCUAGCAUUGUCCCUGCAGAAUGACACACAUUAACAGUGUAGUGCGUUGUUUAGAAGGUCAUGUCCAUUUCAUGUAUCUCUGAGAUCAACUGUAUUGGCUGGUUGUAGAUCUGUUUUGUUUUUAUGAUCUUUAAUAGCUUCAGAACUUUCGAUACUAUCGGAUGUUUAAUUGACAGAGAUCGUAUCGUUUUAAACAAGCGGUUUUUCGAAAAUUAUCAAGGUAUCAAUACUUUUGACACCCUCAGUAGGAACACAUGUAACAUCUAAAUCAAUACAACAACCGUGCAGUGAGUACUACCUGUAUGAAGUGUACAAUAUUCUGUGGUUGAUGCUGUGCGUCAGGCGUCGCUUUAGUCGUGUUGUUUUGGAUAUCGAUAUGUUGAGAGGUGUUUCUAAUAUUAUGUCCCAUAUGUCACUGAUACAGAUGCACACAGCGUCACAUCGAGUACACAAAUGUUGUCUUCCAUUUGCUGUUGGUUCAGCAGCUGCAGGGGGUUUGCUCGGCACAUGUCGUAGAGCUGUAGCAGUAUUUGCUAAUGGAUUAGCUUGACUGGAAUUAUGCACACACAUAGUGAAGAAAUCGCUUGAGCUCUGUGUUACAGGCAUGAUCGAGUAUAUUUUAGUGUUUGCAGUGUUGUACAUUACCUCAAAACGUAAAUCAAACACUCAUGAAAUCCUCACAUAUCUGUGUGUUAUGUUGAGCAGUGCUAAGAAUGGAAAUAGCUGCUCGGUUGUCAUUUGUAUGUGAGACAGUUUGAACAGUAUUGAUGCAGGUUCACAGGUGUUGAAGAGUGUCAAUAGUUUCUAUACUUAGAGCACACAUGCUGAGGGAGCAGCUGAGUGCAGAGCCAGGUGGGGCAGAGGGCAGGAGAGUGUCAUCCUCACCAGAAUAAAGCAUGACGUUUUCUCCACUACACAAACUCAAGUUAGUUAAAAACCAACCCUGAAGGAGCUCAAAAAACAAUAGUGUAAUAUUAAAGGUAAACUAUGCAGGAAAUGCUGGUUACUUUUUGUAAACUGAGCCCCUCCUCAAUAAACUGCUAGUACACACACCGCGAGCUACUACUCUAAGAACGUCAUAUUUGUUGUGCUAAUAGAAAGCUAAUUAAACUAACCGCCAACACCUACCUGUCCAGCAGAAAACAGGCAAACCCUGUGUUGCUCUGCGUCCCCAUUAUUUCCUUCAGUGCUCAUCAGCCAAAGUCAAAGCCAACCCCAGACUCAGUCAUUUUGCAGCAAGCUCAGUCUGCGAUCUCUUAGCCGUCUUUUGAAUUUGUGCUGCUGCUACGUGGUCGCUACCUUUUUAUAAAGUCCAGACCAAAGCAACAGGACGUCGCAGACAUGAGAAAAUAUGGGCGGGGGGCAGGGUCACCACCACAUACUUCUAGUGGGUCAUAAGUGAUGCUUGCAGCGGACUAUUUUUGUAUGAGCCUCUACAUUGUUUAUUAGGAAAACCCUGCAUAGUAUACCUUUAAUGAUAUUGUUAUACUAUAUUAAAAAAACUCUACUAGGGCUUCACUACUAAGCUUUAAAAACAGAUUAAUCUAUACAUUAUUUUAUUUAUCAAAGUGUCCGUUAACAUUGCUUACUGUCUGUGUUCUGACCAGCAGACAAACAACUCAAACUAUUCACUGCUGUAGAAAAGGAGCAUUUUAAAUGUGUGAAUCUCGAAUCAUGUAAUGUCUUCGCUAUUUAGAAGAUUAAUUGAUUAUUUAAUUGGAAUUGAUACAUUUAUUUGUCCAUUGAAGGAGCUGUAUGCAACAUUCAGAGCAUAUCUAUGCUUCAGAGUCUGGGGCGAGAUUGUCUGCACACGGCUCUCCAUAUGGAGGGGGCUGAGCUGGUGGCUAGCAGCUAACGGUGCUAACAGUGCUGACAGAGCUAACAUUGUUAACCUGAGGGGGGAACUUAGCCUGAGUGUCAGACUGAAGUUCCCAGAGCCUUCAGUCUGACAUCGCCUCCAUUGAAGGCGAUUUACAAAGAGGGGGGGAUUUGAUUUUUCCCUAACCAAUCAGUAGAGAUCAACGACUCACCCAGAAUCUGAUGUCAUUAGUAUCCAUGCCUCGGGGGUGCCGAAAACAAGCGAGCAUUGCCCGUUUAAAAUGUCUCUGCCGUCGUGCACUCCCAGCUGCAUCACCGUUAAAUCUAGUUUAGCAGCUUCCUUAAUUUGGUCCUCCAUUAACGCGAGUAGUGGCGAAAUACCUCGAUAGCAUCGUUAAUGUGGUCUGUAGGAUCUGUUUAAAAACAAGCAGUAUAGGAAACAUAGUCUGAAUAAAUUAGUUUAAAAUUGAUAAAUUAACUAUUGAAGUAAGAAAAUAUCCCAUCAUAAAUGAGUGAAGAAUACCAUUUGGGUCAGCCCCAAAAAAGUUUCGUGAUUUGAUACUCAGCCCAGUAGGCAACUGGUUCCCAAGCGGGGGUCCUGACCCCCACUAGGGGUCGCCAAAAGCUUCACGGGAGCGUCGAGAAGCCUUGAUAAAAUCAUACAGUAGGCCUAUAUCUCAGCAUUUAAUUCAUCUCUCUGAUGCAAACUAAAUGAAAUCAUUUCAAAGUUUAGAUUAUUAUUCAAGAUAUAAAUAGAGCCGUCAGUCUCUGCUGAACAGCCUCAUCCUGCUUUAGAAACGUAUGCAGUUAAAACAACCAAAGAGCUGAUAGAACAAUGGCCAAGCAAAAGGAGAAGAAAACAGUUAGUUUGUCUAAAAAGAAGCCUAUUAAGUAUGUAUGUCAAAAAUAGAGUAUUAUAUUAAAAGUUUCUACAAAUAUUAGGAAGACUCAUCUGUGAUAUUUGCAGGAAAAAUUCUGCUCGAAAUUAAUCCAAAUUGCUCGAGUUACACAAACGUCCUGCAGUUAUUGUAUUCAAUAUUUGGGUUAACUGUACAGUUUAUCAGUUGUUCUGCACUGUUAUUGUUCUGUAUUUAAUAGAAUAUGAAAUAUCCAUAAGAGAUGUCCUUCAGUCAGGGGUCGUCAGUUUACUGAGUGACAGAAAAAGGGCUUCUUAAGCAAGAAGUUUAGGGACUACCGCAGCUACUUCACUAAACUCUGCUCUCCCCUGACGGGCCUGUCUGACCAUCAUCAAUUUGUUUGAUGUUUUUAUUGUUUUCUUCUUCAGUGAAUCAGGAGGAUUGUAGCAGUGCUCUGAUGACACACACAUAAACACAUAUAUUAUUCUAAUCAGCAAACAGUGGUGAUGCAUUCAUGUUAACAACAGAUGCAAGUCUAGUCUUUUAAUACCAGUGUGUAAUCUUUACGUCUUGCCUUUGUUAAUAGUUUGAAAAUAUGUGUAGCUGAGUUUUGAUCAAUGACAGCUUGAAACCUGCACAUGCUCUGAGCUGAAGCGUGCACGAAUGCUGCAUAGCAGAAAGUACACAGUAACCGAGAGCUGAGUGAAGGGUAGUUACUGACUCAAGUGCCUGGCGAGGAAUAGUAACGUUUCUACUAUGACUGAGCUACUUCUACUAACCUUUUUGAAGGUUGCUUCCAUUUUCUAGCCUUUGCUUCGGUCUUGAAGUUCCAAGUAUUUGAGGGACAGCAGCGGGGGGUUUGAAGUUUGGGAUUGUGAGACCUCUGUGACUGAAUGUAUAACUUCAGCUCCAGUUUUUGUAUGUGAAUUUUGUAAAGCUAUAAAACUGCCUUGCAGGGUUUUGCUGUCUAGGGUGAAAUGCAUGACCCUUGGCUCCCUAGCAGACUCCAACCCAUCCAUUCCAACCAGACUAGGACUAAUUUGAAAGUUAAUGGUUAUUUGAACCCUGAUUUCGAUUGGAAGAGCUUUGUAAUCUUAUCAUCCACCUAUUGAUCUAACUAUAGAUCAAAGGAGAUGGAUAAAUACAUGAUGAAAUACACAACAACCCAGACAAUCAUGAAAUGCCAAAAAAGUACAUAUUUAGUUGUGAACCUGACAGUGGCUUAAUAAUGAGGAAUACUGACACACUACAGAAACAAAACUUGGAAAAAAUCAGAUUUUAUUUGCUCUCUUAAAAGCAAAUUUAGUUGUUUUAACCUUAUUUGUCGGUAAGUGACGUGCAGACAAACGAUGCUACUGUGUUUGCAUGUUUCAACGGAUCACCUUGUGUUGUUUUUGUUUCAGUGCAGCAGUGAUGCAGCAGCUGUUUUGUCAAUCCCAGUGAUUUGUGCCAACUGAAUGUAACCGUACCUACACCCUGUGUCCGGUCUCUAGUGAUGAUGGUGUAUCUGUAGGAAAGUUUUCAAAUAAAACUGGAUGUUAACAACA
This is a messenger RNA of Epinephelus lanceolatus (giant grouper), 8508 nucleotides long. RefSeq names its product solute carrier family 25 member 42 (gene slc25a42). Gene Ontology annotation, cellular component: mitochondrial inner membrane. Gene Ontology annotation, biological process: transmembrane transport. The record is from RefSeq and is a predicted model, not a curated record. NCBI's taxonomy places the organism in Eukaryota, Metazoa, Chordata, Actinopteri, Perciformes, Serranidae.